Messenger RNA from Electrophorus electricus (electric eel), 4633 nucleotides. It is a transcript of the gene itpk1b, whose product is annotated as inositol-tetrakisphosphate 1-kinase b. Gene Ontology annotation, biological process: inositol trisphosphate metabolic process. The record is from RefSeq and is a predicted model, not a curated record. NCBI's taxonomy places the organism in Eukaryota, Metazoa, Chordata, Actinopteri, Gymnotiformes, Gymnotidae. Gene Ontology annotation, molecular function: inositol-3,4,5,6-tetrakisphosphate 1-kinase activity; inositol-1,3,4-trisphosphate 5-kinase activity; magnesium ion binding. Gene Ontology annotation, cellular component: cytoplasm.
GCCGUGUGAACCACUCGAAGUCACGGUCGGAGAGAAAGCGUUUUGGCAGUCCGUCCUGAACGAGCGCAGCCGUCCGUCGGGAGGGUCUCGGUGUCUUUUUGUCCAUCUCAGCCCGGCCGGACCGAUCAUAUCUCCCGUCUGCUCCACCGUGCGCCCGUUUGCGACGUUUCCUCCCCCAGAGGAACAUGGAGACUGGACAGCCCCCAAGCUAACCAGCUAACCUAGCUCACCCGCCAGCCAGCCGCUGAACGACGCCGGAGUGGGAGAUGUGUUAGCUGGCUGGGUGGGUGGCCAACUCCAGCUAACUCCAUUAUUUGUUUUUGUAGAUUUCCGACCGACUGCGAUCUGUUAGUAUCAAAAACAACAUGCGCUGUACAUCGGUGUUGUUGUGAGCGUAUAUACGCUGCCUAGCAGCGGGAACUACGCUGACCAAGCCAGGGCGCUCGUUACUCUCUUGAAGUGUGAUUAAGCUACUCGGAUAAAAACGCCAACUUUAGCGUUUUAAACUGUCGCUUGAGACGCUGGCCUAACCUGCCGAAAGCAGAGCAGGUUUGACGCGCCCCCGGUCCUGUGCUGGCUCCCCCGGGCUCUGCGGCACAACAGCAAGUUUCCUGUCGCUGCCGGAGAGCUCCGGUCGGUCGGUCGGCCGAGUCGAGCUGUUGGCACCAUGCAGACGUUUCUGAAAGGCCGGCGUGUGGGCUACUGGCUCAGCGAGAAGAAGAUGAAGAAGCUCAAUUUCCUGGCCUUCGCUGACCUGUGCAGGAAAAGAGGGAUCGACGUGGUUCAGCUGGACCUGAGCCAGGCCCUGGAGGAGCAGGGCCCACUGGACGUCAUCAUCCACAAACUGACGGACCUGAUCCUGGAGGCGGACCAGAACGACAGCCAGGCCCAGCUGCUGGUGCAGGGCGUACAGGACUACAUAGAUGCGCACCCGGAGACCAUCGUGCUGGAUCCUCUCCCAGCCAUCAGAACGCUGCUGGACCGAUGCAAGUCCUAUCAGCUUGUCCACCGAAUAGAGAGCUGCAUGCAAGAUGAGAGGAUCUGCUCUCCCCCAUUCAUGGUGCUGAACAGUGAGUGUGGGCCAGACACACUGGAACAGAUCGCCCAGCAUGGUCUUACAUUCCCCUUCAUUUGUAAAACGCGGGUGGCACACGGAACCAACUCCCAUGAGAUGGCGAUCAUCUUUAGUGCCGAGGACCUGAAGGGCGUCAAGCCCCCGUGUGUGAUCCAGAGCUUCAUAAACCACAACGCUGUGCUCUACAAGGUGUUUGUGGUGGGCGAGUCCUACACCGUGGUGGAGAGACCGUCCCUCAAGAACUUCCCGUCAGGCCCAGCCGAGAGAAAAGCUAUUUUCUUCAACAGCCAUAAUGUGUCCAAGCCAGAAUCAUCGUCAGACCUUACCUCUCGAGAUAACGUAGAGGGCGUUUCCCAGCCACCUAGUGAUGACGUCAUCAGGAAGCUGUGUAGAUCUCUGCGUCAGGCUUUGGGGGUUUCACUCUUCGGCAUCGACAUCAUCAUCAACAACCAGACGGGCCAACAUGCGGUGAUCGACAUCAAUGCAUUCCCUGGGUACGAGGGUGUUCCAGAGUUCUUCACUGACCUCCUCAACCACAUCACCAGUGUCCUCCAAGGCCAGUCAUCAACCGACUGCCCCGCCCUGCCGUCGGCUCCGCUCGCCUCCGGACAGCUAACGGCCCCGGGCUCGGGGGAGCGGAGCUGCACGCCUUCCCAGGAAUGCUGCAGCGUGCGGGGGAAGGAGUGCGACAGUAGCAGCCCCUGGAUCGUGGAGGGUGAGGGAGGUCUAAAGGGCCCGUGCCAGAGACUGGGGUGCAACCCAGCCAUCUCCCCCAACUUCCAGCAGCACUGCGUGGCUUCCAUAGCUACCAAGGCCUCCUCUCAGUGACGGGCCACACCUCAGCCACACCUUCUCCCAGCCUGCCCAAAAACAAAUAGUGAGAAAUAGUGAGAAUGCCAUGAAUAAUAAUAAUAAUAAUAAUAAUAAUAACAAACAACAACAACAAAUAUUCAUAAUAUGUCUGUAAUCAGAAGUGAAUCUUUUACAAUAUUUGUUAUGAUGGUGAUGGAUUCCUUAUUCCUUUCCAUAUUUUUUUCUGUUUGUCUAAUAACUCACAGUACUGUAAUGUGGACUAUUGAGAAUUCAGCAUUGAUCAACUGAUAUGUGGUAAUGUUUCAUGCUCGUCUUCUUUCAUUAGUGUUUUAUUUUGAAUCACUGUGGAGAACACGGUGAUGAGUUAACACACUAGCCCUAACGGCGUUGCUGGCAUUCGAGUGAAGGAAAUGGCUUCCAAAGCUUUCCAUGCAUGUUGUGGGUUUUUUGUUGUUGUUUUGUUUGUUUGUUUGUUUUUUUUUGUGAGAAGGGACUUUAUGCAUUCACCUGCCAGUGGUCAUAUAUACACACACAUCCACCCUAUAUGUCAUCCCUAGAACUGAAAAGAUAAUGGCUAUUGCUCCAAGGUAAGUGUCAAUUCUGCGUAUGUGAUGGUCUAAGAGAUGUCACUGUGCAAGUCUGCCAGCUUGAAACUAAGAGCAAAACUUGAUUCAGUUAUUGUUGAUAGUGUAAUAUUUAUACUUUCAUAAGACUUCAGUAAAACAUUAUGGCACUUGAUGUUCUUUGCAUGCAUUUCCUUAUUUUGUGUCGUGAUGUGGUUGGUGAGGAUGCAAAAGUAAAUUCCAGGUAAAUUUGCCAUGUCAAGUGUCAUUUAAUGUUUUUGAUGGUGUUAUGAAAGGAGACAGAUUUACAACAAAAGACAAAACAGCAAUUUGUUCGCGCGCCUGCGUGUGUUUUCACUAGAAAUUGUUGCAUUCCUUGAAUUAGUGUUUUAGGUAUGAUUUGAUGAAAUUGGAGAGUUUUGAAUUGUAAAUUUCUGUGAAACGGCAUACUAAUCGCACUCUUGAUAAUUAAGAAAGAAUAAUUGUUAUAUUAUGACUAUAUAUGGAGUCAUUGUAUUAGUUUUAAAUUGCACAGGAAGAAGAAAUUUUUUGAAAAAUCUCACUUGAAGGCAGACGUUAAAUGCCUGUAACUUAACCAUUCCUGUUUUGGUUGGCGAGAAUUAAUUUUAAUUUUAUUCACAUUUCUUACAAUUCUGAAAAAGUUGGAAGUAUCUCACUAUAACUAAGAAAGCCGAAUGAUUUGAAGUGUCGUUUUUUGAUUAUUGGAAAGAGAGUUUGCAUUCCAAAGGGCAACUCCUUUAUCAGCACUAAAUCAAGCAUUUUUGAUGAGCAGACACUAUGUUGAAGUCUCAGGAGUGUGGGAGUACGUUUCUGAAACAAUUCCUCACGUCUGUUGAAAAUGUUUCUUUUCCUAGUUUACCUGAAUCAAGGGCAUUUCUUUUGUAUUCAUUGCAGUUUGAGAAAUCACAUGGAUGUGCAGAAUGUGCCAUGUUUGGCUGAGAUCUUUGUUUUGAACAUUUAGAUCAUGUACUCAUUUUUUGUUUAUUUGGUUGAUUCUUACAUGUUUUUUAGUUACUAUCUUAGUACAUAUUGCAAUAUUGGUGUUGUGUAGCCAAGAUGAAAUAUGUCUAAAACCAGUUUAAUUUCUCCAUGUUUUUGGAUUAUAAAAAUAACAAAAUAUAGUGAAAUUCUAAAUUUAUUUUGAAUUAUGUUCACUUUAACAAAAGUAAGGUUCUCGGUUUAGUAUGUAAACUCAGUGUGGACAUUUAGGUAUGUAUCCAUUGUUGUUCAUGUUAUUUUUAUGAUGCGCAGUUUGAUCUGUGAAAGAGAUUAAACUGGAGCAGGCAACAGUGUUUUUGUUAAAUUAGACAGUUUCUACAGUAAAAGGUUUUUCUUGUCUGCAGAUGCCGCUGAAACUAAUGGCAAUGUUGAUUGUGCGCAGUUUUCACUCACUUCCCUUCUCACCUGCAGACCUUGUUUGGGCCGUAGAGACGUGGAUGUAAUGCUGUGGCUUCUGAGCUUUGUGUUUGAGAGGAACUGUGGUAUUUCCACAGAGAGCAGUUUGGAAGGAAUAAAGAUUCCCUGUGUUCUUUUCUCCCUACCAGUAGGGGGUCCACUUUCAAAAGCAAAACAUCUUUUCAAUUCAGCAAGUGUAUACCAAAAACGUACAUGCACCUUUGCACAAAAACAAUUUUAAAAAAUCAGCCUCCAUCGUUAUUUACUGGAUUAUUUCCCCCUUCUGUUUUGGUGGAACACAUCCAACUUUAAUCAGUCUGCAAAUCUAAAGAGAAUUGAGCUUAAACCAUUUGAGCGUGCAUAGACACGUAAUGAGUGCAGUUUCCCCUAAAAAAAAAAGUUUAAAACAAUUAGAACAGGUCUUGCGUCACAGACACGUCUUGUCGCAUGACCCGCACAACGCUUGUUUCUCAGCCGCGUGCGGUGGUGAGGGAAUGCCAGCCUUGUACACGGCUGCUGUAUCUAUUGUGCUGUUGCCUAUAUUGUGCAUUGAAAUGGAAAAAAAAAAUCCAACUCAUUAAUGUUCUCUUGACAUCCACUUGAAUGUGUACUUAGAAAUGUUAACUAUAAAGUAGACUUUGCCCAGCCAUCGUGCACCUGCAUAUAUUCAUACCAAACACACAAUAUAACAUGUUUUGUAAGUUGCAAAUCAAUCAGAUCUACACUCUGUGAUUUCUUUUAGAUAAAACAUUUUUCUUUACUUAAA